AAAAGCAAAACCACGAAUUGGUUUAAGACUUACACAAAGCUACACAUACAGAUAGAGAUCGAUCGUGACUUAAAACAAACACUGACGAACCUCAAAAGCCAUUAAUGGCAUCAUCACGAAUCAUAUCUCAUUCACCACCAAAUCUCCACCGUCAAUGUUCCCCUUUCGACACCGUUAAACCCCUUCCACCUCAAAAUCUCAAUCUCCCCCCAAAACGACACCGUAACCUCCGCAUUCACACUUCCCUUCGUAGUAGUAGUAGUCACAGUAAUAACGACCUCAACGACACCGUCGAAUUGCGAACAAACUCCGUUUCCGCCGUCUCAAACGACGUCGUUUCCAAAGAUCCGAUCUCUCUUCCUCGUCCUUUGUCUUCGAAUCAAUCAUCUACUGCUGUUUCCGAUGGUUCACGACUUCGUGUUGCAUAUCAGGGAGUUCGUGGUGCUUAUAGUGAAUCUGCUGCACAAAAGGCCUACCCUAAUUGUGAAGCUGUUCCUUGUGAACAAUUUGACACUGCUUUUGAAGCUGUAGAAAGGUGGCUUGUGGACAGAGCAGUUUUGCCAAUUGAGAAUUCUUUGGGAGGUAGCAUCCACAGAAAUUAUGACCUUUUACUCAGGCACAGACUACAUAUAGUAGGAGAAGUAAAAUAUGCAGUCCAUCAUUGUUUGAUGGCCAACCCUGGUGUUAAACUUGAGAAUUUGAAGCGUGUUCUUAGUCAUCCUCAGGCUCUUGCACAAUGUGAGAACACCUUGACUGGGUGGGGCUUAGUUAGAGAAGCAGUUGAUGAUACAGCCGGUGCUGCAAAGCAUGUUGCCCUCAAUAACCUACAAGAUGCAGGAGCUGUUGCUAGCUCUGCUGCUGCAGAGAUCUACGGCUUAAAUAUACUUGCUCAAGACAUUCAGGAUGAUAGUGAUAAUAUCACCCGGUUUUUAGUGUUGGCACGAGAACCUAUACUUCCAGGCAUAGACAGGCCAUUUAAGACAAGCAUAGUUUUUUCUUUAGAAGAGGGUCCUGGGAUACUUUUCAAGGCCCUUGCUGUUUUUGCUCUGCGUCAAAUUAAUCUUUCAAAGAUUGAAAGUCGUCCUUUGCGGAAGCAACCUCUAAGAACAUCUGAUGAUAAUAGCAAUAGGUACUUUGAUUAUCUUUUCUAUGUUGAUUUUGAAGCAUCAAUGGCUGAUCAGAAUGCACAAAAUGCCUUAAGGCAUCUAAAGGAGUUUGCUACAUUCUUGCGAGUGCUGGGGAGUUAUCCUAUGGACAUUAGCAUGACAUAAGUAAUCUCCAAAAGUGGACUUGCAGUUGCAGAUAUAGUUACUGUUUCAUACGGCACAGUUCUUCCAGCUGUUGAAUCAUGUUGAUGGAAAUACAGAGUUUACAAUGGUUCAAUAUACAGAUAAACAGAAAGCAGUAUCAGAUGUACAAGGUUCUUAAAAUUUUGAUGGGUGGUGGUAUUCAACAUUAUGAAUCCACAAGUUUGUUCAAACUUUUUCUCCUUGUUGUCCUCCCUGCCAAUUCUCUUGGAUAUUUUUAAAAUGUCAAUGGCUAAAUGCAAAUGAUACUUUUAUAGGAACUCGUGUAUUUAUGUCUUUUUGAAAACAAUGGAAACACAUUUUUGUACCCAAGAGGAGUCUGCACAUCGUCUACCAUUUGCUACAAUGCUACUUCUCAAGUGGUCCUGAUGAUUUUAGGAUCAAA
Molecule: messenger RNA, 1692 nt
Organism: Trifolium pratense (red clover)
Lineage: Eukaryota; Viridiplantae; Streptophyta; Magnoliopsida; Fabales; Fabaceae
Product: arogenate dehydratase/prephenate dehydratase 2, chloroplastic-like
Exons: 12
Coding region: 105-1271 (388 amino acids)
Biological process (GO): L-phenylalanine biosynthetic process
Cellular component (GO): chloroplast; cytoplasm
Molecular function (GO): arogenate dehydratase activity; prephenate dehydratase activity
Source: RefSeq, a predicted model, not a curated record